Messenger RNA from Camelina sativa (false flax), 369 nucleotides. RefSeq lists its product as uncharacterized. The record is from RefSeq and is a predicted model, not a curated record. NCBI's taxonomy places the organism in Eukaryota, Viridiplantae, Streptophyta, Magnoliopsida, Brassicales, Brassicaceae.
AUGAAGACCUCCAUGAGCAUCAUCGUCUUCUUUGUGACCUUCAUUGCAGUGUUUGUUGCCUCCAUGGCCGAGACAAUUAACCGCGAGGAAGACUGCAUAAGAAGAAACAUUGCCUGGUCGCAACAACCAAGCCUUUCAGCUGAGCCCAUCAAGAGAUCAACGUUCUAUUUCCUCGCAGACCAAUUCUGUAGAGAAACGAGCCGUGUCAUCAUGUUUUAUGUGAGGUUGAACGGAAAGUUCCCCUCUUACUACGUCAAGACGUUGUGCAAUGUAUUCGGAAACGAUGAAAAGAAGGUGAAGGAUUACGUUGUGGAGAGAGGGGUGGAAUAUUCAAAGCUUGCGUCUGCUCUAACUUGUGUUUCUCAUUGA